AUGGUGGAACAAAGGCCUGCUAUGGAGACCAACAAUCCAACUCUUUCCCUGCAUCAGUCUGACAGUCUGCUGGACGGUGAGAAGACCGGAGCUGCGUGGUUUUUCUCUGGACUGUUCCUCGCUUUGACGGGUGUUACGAUCACAGCGAUGUGCUGGCAACGCUACCAAGUCAGCUCCAACUUUCAGUGGCUUCAUCUGCUGGGCCCCAUCCUGUUUUCCAUCGGAGGUACCUUCAUGCUUACCAGCAUCUGGAAGUUUAAGAUCAUCUCUUGUUGGCCGUGCAGAUGGCAGGAAGAGGAGGUCUUUGUGAUCCCUGUGAGGGAACAAACCUCAAGGCAACGUCCUGUUGUGGUUCGUGGUAUAAAUCAGCCAGUCUUUUUGCAGGGCACCACAACAAUGUUAUGCAUUCCACCUGCUUACAACUUUGUAACCCGGGAAGUUAACCAAGAAAACGAGCUCCAGCUUGACGCCUCUGUGAGUGGCGUCCAUGCAGCCCUUCAUCCGUAUGAUGCUCUGUUCUGUGUGGACGAUACAGCUUUUACAGCAGGGGGCAGCGCAGGAACGGACCUUGCAGGAAGUCGUUUCCCUGUCCCGAUGGAGGUCCGACGAGACGAACAUGCAAUAAUCCGCUCCAGUCGUCCAGGAUCAGCGGGCCUUCUGAGUCCCGGCUCAGUCCUGGGACUCUGUGGCUUUCAUCUCAAUGUGAGUCAGGAGUUGAUUCAAACAUGUAGUGAUGGGAGAAUUAACCCCCGGGACCCAGCUUUCAAUGGGCUCAGCUAA
Molecule: messenger RNA, 780 nt
Organism: Cololabis saira (Pacific saury)
Lineage: Eukaryota; Metazoa; Chordata; Actinopteri; Beloniformes; Belonidae
Gene: tmem174
Product: transmembrane protein 174
Exons: 2
Coding region: 1-780 (259 amino acids)
Source: RefSeq, a predicted model, not a curated record